AUGGCGGCGGCUGGUGUUGUGAGCGGGAAGAACGACCAAGACGGCUUGAUUUCAGGAAUAUUACGUGUUUUAGAAAAGGAUGCUGAAGUAAUUGUGGACUGGAGACCAUUGGAUGAUGCACUGGAUUCUUCUAGUAUUUUCUAUGCUGGAAAGGACUCCAGUUCAGUUGUAGAAUGGACCCAGGCCCCAAAAGAAAGAGGUCUUCGAGGAUCGGAACAUCUGAACAGUUACGAAGCAGAGUGGGACAUGGUUAAUACAGUUUCAUUUAAAAAGAAACCACAUACCAAUGGAGAUGCUCCAAGUCAUAGAAAUGGGAAAAGCAAAUGGUCAUUCCUGUUCAGUUUGACAGACCUGAAAUCAAUCAAGCAAAAUAAAGAGGGUAUGGGCUGGUCGUAUUUGGUAUUCUGUCUAAAGGAUGACGUCGUUCUCCCUGCUCUGCACUUUCACCAAGGAGAUAGCAAACUACUGAUUGACUCUCUUGAAAAGUAUGUGGUACUGUGUGAAUCUUCACAGGAUAAAAGAACACUUCUUGUGAAUUGUCAGAAUAAGAGUCUUUCACAGUCAUUUGAAAAUCUUCUUGAUGAACCUGCAUAUGGUUUAAUACAGGCAGGACUGCUAGACAGAAGCAAGCUGUUGUGGGCCAUUCACCACUGGAAAAAAAUUAAAAAGGAUCCUUAUACAGCAACUAUGGUAGGAUUUUCCAAAGUCACAAACUACAUUUUUGAUAGUUUGAGAGGCAGUGAUCCCUCUACACAUCAACGACCACCUUCAGAAAUGGCAGAUUUUCUUAGUGAUGCUAUUCCAGGUCUAAAGAUAAAUCAACAAGAAGAACCAGGAUUUGAAGUCAUCACAAGAAUUGAUUUGGGAGAAAGACCUGUUGUUCAAAGGAGAGAGCCAGUAUCACUAGAAGAAUGGACUAAGAACAUUGAUUCUGAAGGAAGAAUUUUAAAUGUAGAUAAUAUGAAGCAGAUGAUAUUUAGAGGGAGUGAGGUGCUAAUGAUGUCCUUGGAGGGAUUGGGUAAGGGUAUACCCUUAAGCCUAGGGGAGGAUAUUCUUCCUUACUUGAAGUUCUGUGGGUUACGCGAAGGAGGCACACACCCCAGUGGCAUUCACCUUGUUUACGACGAAUACUUCAGGAUGAAACUACAGUGGAAGUCUGUCAGUGAGGAACAAGAGAAGAGAAAUUCGAGGUUAAGAGAUUAUAGAAGUCUUAUUGAAAAAGAUGUUAACAGAACAGAUAGAACAAACAAGUUUUAUGAAGGCCAAGAUAAUCCAGGGUUGAUUUUGCUUCAUGACAUUUUGAUGACCUACUGUAUGUAUGAUUUUGACUUAGGAUAUGUACAAGGAAUGAGUGACUUACUUUCCCCUCUUUUAUAUGUGAUGGAAAAUGAAGUGGAUGCCUUUUGGUGUUUUGCCUCUUACAUGGAACAAAUGCAUCAAAAUUUUGAAGAACAAAUGCAGGGCAUGAAGACCCAGCUAAUUCAGCUGAGUACCUUACUUCGAUUGUUGGACAGUGGAUUUUGCAGUUACUUAGAAUCUCAGGACUCCGGCUACCUUUAUUUUUGCUUCAGAUGGCUUUUAAUAAGAUUUAAAAGGGAGUUUAGUUUUCUAGAUAUUCUUCGAUUGUGGGAGGUAAUGUGGACUGAACUACCAUGCAAAAAUUUCCAUCUUCUUCUCUGUUGUGCUAUUCUGGAAUCAGAGAAGCAGCAAAUAAUGGAAAAGCAUUAUGGCUUCAAUGAAAUACUUAAGCAUAUCAAUGAAUUGUCCAUGAAAAUUGAUGUGGAAGAUACACUAUGCAAGGCAGAAGCAAUUUCUCUACAGAUGGUAAAAUGCAAGGAAUUGCCACAAGCAGUCUGUGAGAUCCUGGGGCUUCAGGACAGUGAAGUUACAACACCAGAUUCAGACAUUGGUGAAGAUGAAAAUUUUGGCAUGACACAUCCUACGUCUGCAUUUCAGAAUAACACCUUGCCCAUGCUUACUGCCAGUGGAGCCAGAGAUGACAGCCCAACACAGAUACCAGUGUCCUCAGAUGUCAGCAGAUUAACACCUGCAUGAUCACUCUUCUUGCUUUUUUUUUUUUUUUUUUUAAGACACUUUGUUGCAAUUCCUUUUCAAGUAUUUGAAAGUUGGAAAUUUAAAAUCUUGGUAUUGAUCAUGCUUUAAGGUUUAUGGAAAGAAAAUGUACUGAUGUUCUUGCAUUAAAGCUUUACAAAGAUUUAAACUAAUUAUUUUUGUAGUUACUUCUACUUUUCGAUAACAUUCCUUAGUAUUUUUAUAGCCAAGUACAUUUUAUUUUCUUGCUGAUGAACUGGAAUUGGAUAAAUAUUACAAGUGGAUGAGUUGGAAAUUAUGCACUUUGAAAAACAUUCACUUUGUUUACUCUAAGUUUAGUGGGUUUUGAAUUUGAUUAAAUUAAAUGUUGAGCCUUUAUAGCGUUCAAAGCUGAGAAAUUGUUACCUAGUAAUGAAAUUUUAAAAAAGGAUUUGUUUUUUUCUAUUGUUUA
Propithecus coquereli (Coquerel's sifaka) is the source of this 2503-nucleotide messenger RNA. RefSeq names its product TBC1 domain family, member 15 (gene TBC1D15). The transcript is spliced from 18 exons. NCBI's taxonomy places the organism in Eukaryota, Metazoa, Chordata, Mammalia, Primates, Indriidae. The coding region runs from base 1 to 2055 and encodes 684 amino acids. Gene Ontology annotation, molecular function: GTPase activator activity. Gene Ontology annotation, biological process: activation of GTPase activity. The record is from RefSeq and is a predicted model, not a curated record.